Molecule: messenger RNA, 1620 nt
Organism: Olea europaea var. sylvestris
Lineage: Eukaryota; Viridiplantae; Streptophyta; Magnoliopsida; Lamiales; Oleaceae
Product: probable low-specificity L-threonine aldolase 1
Exons: 10
Coding region: 278-1357 (359 amino acids)
Biological process (GO): glycine biosynthetic process; L-threonine catabolic process
Cellular component (GO): cytosol
Molecular function (GO): L-allo-threonine aldolase activity
Source: RefSeq, a predicted model, not a curated record
UUUAUUUAUUUUCUUUUCCAUUCUAAGUGGCAAAGCAAAAUCCAAUUCGAUUUCUUCAGACUUCAAUUCAGUCUUAGCUGUUGGUGUUAGGUGUAUUAAAUUUCAUCUCCAGCUUGGAUACUAGUCAUCAUGCAAAGCCCAAAACUCCAUUUCCUAUAUAUAUGCAGCAUGAAUGUUGGCUUAAGAAUUAUCAUAAAAUUCGCCGAGAAACAAGAAAACAGUAAAGGAAACAAACAGGAAGAGCAGCAGCAGACCAAAUUACUCGGUGUAAGUUAAAAUGGCAAUGAGAAGAGUGGAUCUCCGGUCUGACACUGUCACUAAACCAACUGAAACCAUGCGGGCUGCAAUGGCAAGUGCUGAAGUUGAUGAUGAUGUAUUGGGUUACGACCCAACAGCCGCUCGCCUUGAAAUGGAGAUGGCAAGGAUCAUGGGCAAGGAAGCAGCACUAUUUGUCCCUUCAGGCACAAUGGCUAACCUGAUUUGCAUACUAACUCACUGUCAAAUUCGGGGAAGUGAAGUCAUUCUGGGUGACUAUUCCCAUAUCCACAUUUAUGAAAAUGGUGGCAUUUCCACAAUUGGAGGCGUUCAUCCAAGGACAGUGAAGAAUAAUGAAGACGGGACAAUGGAUCUUGAUCUAAUUGAGGCAGCAAUAAGAGAUCCUGCAUUUGAGAUCUGUUUUCCAACUACUAGGCUCAUCUGCUUGGAGAAUUCACAUGCACACUCUGGUGGGAGAUGUCUUUCUGUAGAGUACACGGACAAAGUUGGAAAGCUAGCAAAGAAGCAUGGUUUGAAGCUUCACAUUGAUGGGGCACGUAUUUUCAAUGCAUCAGUUGCACUUGGAGUUCCUGUUCACAGGCUUGUGCAGGCAGCUGAUUCAGUAACGGCUUGUUUAUCAAAAGGUCUUGGUGCUCCAGUUGGAACUGUGAUUGCAGGCUCAAGAAGCUUCAUUGCCAAGGCAAAGAUUCUUAGGAAGACUUUAGGCGGUGGAAUGAGACAGGUUGGCAUCCUAUGCGCUGCUGCUAUAGUUGCAUUGGAAGAAAAUGUUAGUAAACUUGAAGGUGAUCAUCAAAAGGCUAAGAUUUUGGCAGAGGGACUGAACAAAAUCGAAGGACUAAAAGUUGAUAUGGCUUCCGUGGAGACCAACAUUGUGUAUUUUGACAUUCUUCAGGGCUCAAAUAUCUCUGAAACUCACUUAUGCAAGGUUCUAGAAGCACAUGGUGUACUAACAUUGCCAGAAGGGCCAUUCAAACUUAGGCUUGUCAUUCACCACCAGAUCUCAGAAAGCGAUGUGCACUACACACUGUCUUGCAUUCAGAAAGCUGUAACUGGGUUUGUUGAUGAAAAUCAUGGCAACUGAGGGAAGUUCCCCUUUUAGAAGAUCAUCGUUCUGGCUUAUUGAUGUUUGAUGUUUAUCAGAAAUUUGAAAUCUUAUAGUAAACUGCAGCUCUAAGAACUUUAAACUUUAUCAAUCCUGUUGCCAAUUCUGUUUGUAUAUGCAGUCCAUUCUUAUUGGCUCGUUUGAUACGGGUGAUCGGAAAUAAACCAAACUAGAAUCUUGUUUAUAUUCGGCUAAGAGUACUGUGAAUCGAGCUAAAAAAAUCAACAGUUUGAAACGAAAAA